GUGGGGUCCUGGAGGGGGAGGGGGGAGAGGGCGCUGGGAAGGCGAGCGUGGAUUCCCAGAAGCUGCGGAACCGCGAACAUGCCCGGAACACGCGACUCCGGAAGAAAGCCUACAUUGAGACGCUACGCCAUCAACUGCAGUCUCUGAGCGAUGCCAAGGACAAGGAGGACAAGACGGAGCUUGUCUCCCAUGUCCGGAGCCUGGAGGGCCGCAAAUUGAAAAAGGCGCGGCUGCAGACCUUUUUGCUCUACCGAGCACGGGGCGAACUGGACCGGAGAAAAUGGGCGGUCCUCCUCGCAGAAGAUUUCGUCUUGAAGUUGCCCUUGACGCCCUACCGUUACUUCCCCGCGGGCGACGUGGAACAGCACGCACGCUACGUCCGAGGGAUCGACGCGACCAUCCGAGACACGGCCUCUUUCACCGUCCUCAUCGACUCGCUGUCCCGGACCUACCGGGAGCGUGUCCGUGUCCAAUUUUAUUCGGAGGCGGACUACAUCGUCAUCGGCACCGGGCCCACACUCAUGUGUCGGUGGACGAUGCGGAGUGAGAACGCGGUCGCCUGCGGGUGCCAGACGGAAUUGGAGCUCUGCGGCAUGCUUCAGGCCGAGUUUGAACCCAGAGAGGUGAAGCUGAAGAGGCUGAACGUGAUGUUUGACGUGAUGGGCUUGAUGCAGCAGCUCCGACGAAUGGGGGGAGGAGCCCUCUUUCAAACCGCGCCGUCCACGUUGCAGAUGGCCGAAGACCCCACGGAGGAGCCCCGGAUCGUCUUUGCCCUCCAGGUCCCUUUCCGAAUCCGGAGUAUCAACGAGGCCUGGAUGAUGCACUACGGCGUCACGGUGGAAGAUUGCCAGAACCGAUGCGUGGUCUUGGAACGGAACCCGUUGUGCCCCGUCCCAGGCGCGGGGGGAGGGCGGGAAGGAAGAGGUGCAGGGGAGGCGGAGGCGCCGGUGGAUUCGGCCUGGCAAUUCAUCCAAUUUGCCUACGAAUGCAUCGCCAAGCAGUUGUCCCACUCUUUGAUCGUCCUGUACGAGACCAAAACUCAGGGUCCGAUCGGGGCCCGUCUCCGGCUCUUCCCCGUCUACACGGGGGGGUACGUGACUCACUACAUGGGGGGGCUCACAUCCCUGCACGACCCCAGUUUUCCCAACGACUACCCCACGGUGCUGGCAUUCAGAUGACGGGGAG
Messenger RNA from Nannochloropsis gaditana CCMP526, 1185 nucleotides. RefSeq lists its product as uncharacterized. The annotation marks the transcript as partial. The record is from RefSeq and is a predicted model, not a curated record. The transcript has a single exon.